Messenger RNA from Symbiodinium sp. CCMP2592, 6627 nucleotides. Lineage: Eukaryota; Dinophyceae; Suessiales; Symbiodiniaceae. The record is from the annotation of a GenBank genome assembly.
AUGGUAGCGGAGCUGGUUCGGAGGAGGCCUCUUCCAGUCAAGCACCAGAAGGUGCCAAGGGGAGCGGAGCCGCUGAAGCUCCAGCUCGACCGCGCCGUCUUUUUCAUAGGCGAGCGCACCGAAGCCCCGAACCAAAACUGGGGCAGAACAGCCGAGCCCGAAAAGGGCAAAGGCAAAACCGGCCCGAGUGCGGGCCGCCCCGCCUCGGAGUCGGGGAGCCGAACCCCCCGUCGCGGGGAGAAGGGAGCAGGGAAGCCCACCAAGGGCAAGCCUGCCAAGGGAGCUGCGCAGCCCGCAAAGGGCAAGGCAGCACAAGCAAAAGGAGCAGAGCAGCCCGCAAAGGGCAAGCCAGCUCCAGCAGGCAAGUCCGGCAAGGGCAAGCCUGCGACCCAAGAGCCUGAACAGGGUUCGGGGAAAAAGAAGAAUGACGGAGGUGGUCGUUCCCAAGCGGCCCGCGCCAACCGCGAGGCCCGCGGCGCCGAAAGGCGCGAAAGAGAGGGUACAGACCCGGUCGUCCUCGUAGAGGGCCCGGGGACUGAUAUCCCAGAGCCGCGGAGCAAGCUCCUGGUGCCGGCUCCAGUCUUCACAGGCCCUGCGCCUGGCGAGGACACUCCAGACUUCGGGGGAAGCAACUCCGAAGGAAGAGCCGGCAGAGCGGGUUGCCCGCCUGCCUCCGAAGAGGCGGCCGCAGAGCCAGCCGAGGAGGCAAAGCCAGAAGCCUCACCGAAGGCUGCACCGAAGGCAGCCGAGGCAAAGGAAGAGAGCUCUGUGAGCCCCAGCACCGAAGCUGGGCAGGAGCAAGCUGCCUCGGCGAUUGGACUCACAGAGGCCACCCCGGAGGCAGAGCCGAAGGCCCUACCAAGAGGUGCUAGCCAAAGCACCGACGGUAAAGGCGCCGCCACCUCACUUGGGCUGCGGUGCUCCCGCGACGACGGUGAGGAAGAGGAGUCCGAAGAGGAGAGCUCCGAGGGCCAAGGGCCAUCUUCGACGCCUCAAGAGAUGAGCCAGCAACCGGCUUAUCCGCCCCCGCAGGGCGACCCCGUGGUCGAGGCUGCGAUUGGCGAGUUGUCGGCCCAGAGACAACAGGGCCUAGCUGCAGCAGCCGCUACGGCGGCAGUCGCCACGGCGGCACCCGCCCCUGCGUCGCAGGCGAGCGGUGGAGGGCACUUGCUCAAGAGCAUGCGGCUCCCAACUUCCCUUAAGGGGCGAGACGACUGGGAGCGCUUUGCCUUUCAGGCAGAGUCUUACCUGGCGGUCGUGGACACCAGGUAUCCAGCAGAGCUGGAAAUAGCUCGAAAGUGCAAGGCGCCACUCCAAAUGGCAGCCAUGACCGAGGAAGUGCGGACCCUCAGCGUCCGCCUCUUCGGCAUGCUGGGCAGUUGGACCCAGGACUCCGCCACAGCUGUAAAGCUGGCGCGCGGAGUGAAGGGCCAGAAUGGGUUCGAGCUUUGGCGCCUCCUGUGGCAGGAGCACAACCCAGAGAACGAGUCCAAGAACCUCACCUGGAGGCGGACCCUGCUGAUGCCGAAGUUCCCGCCAAAGGAGAGCGACUUCUCCUUGGCUCUCCAGGAAUGGGACGCAGAUGUGGACCGCUAUGCCUCCGAGUAUGGCGCAGGGCGCGCCCUAGCAGACGAAGAUCUGCGGGCAGUGCUGGUGACCGAGAGCCCCAACGCUCUUCGGCAACACCUCGCUAUGCACGCGGCGAGUCUUUCGACUUAUGCCGAGGUGAGGGAAGUAGUGGUGAGCUACUUGCAGGCCAAAAGGGUCUGGACCCCGAGUGCGGGCUACGCCGCCUCUUCCCGAAGGGACCCUAACACCAUGGACAUUGGCAGAAUAGGGGACCGAGACGGAAAAGAAGGGAAGGGCAAAGGCGACAAAGGCAAGAAAGGGGACAAGGACCACAAAAAGGGCAAGGGCGACCACGACCACAAAGGCAAGAAAGGGGACAAAAAGGGGAACCAGCAAGGAGGCAGAGACGGCAAAGAGAGAUGCCCCAUCUGCUGGAAAACGGGGCACACCGUAAAAGAGUGCUGGUUUAACGCCAAGGGAAAGGGCAAAGGCGCCAAGGGCCAGGUGGCCCAAGUGGCCGACGACGCGGCCACGACGGUGUCAACAGCCUCCUUGGCGACUGCGGGCCCCUCCGCGUCCCAAGCUGGAGGAAGCACUGGCGGCUCUGGCGGCAAAGGCCAGGUACGCCAGGUGCGCGACGACCGCAUCUUAGGUGUGCGGUUUGCCCCGCCUCACGACACCGAGCCAGAAGAGGAAAAGAUCCUCAAGGUGUCGGGGAGUCUUCUUGUGGACUCCGCGGCGUGUGUGUCCGUGUGCAGGCCCGAGGCGUUUCCCGACCUGCAGCCCGCGGGCCCACCAAAGAGCCUUUACUCGGUCAACUUUGAGGUGACCGAGGACAUAGAGGACGAAAUCCUCAGCAUCAGCCGUGCUGUUGAGGCAAGGACCUGGGACACUACGACUACAUCCCGGAGCACGACCUCGAAGGAGGACGCGGCGAUGGAAGCAGCAGCCGACGAAGAGGCCGAAGCUGCUGAAGAGGAGGAGGCUGCGGGUAACUCCGCCCCUCUCGAGGAGCAGGCCGAACAGCCUGACUCAAGACCACGCGGCCUAAGGGCACCGCGCAACCCCACAGCGCAGGAACGCGCCGAGCACGAGCUCACUCACACGCCCUACCAGGCGUGGUGCGAGAAGUGCGUGGAGGGAAAGGCGCGCGAGGACCCUCACCGCCGCCGUGAGCCCUCGGAUGAUCCGGUGACGCCGCUUGUCACCAUGGAUGUUGAGGAAGAAGCGUCGCUUGCCACGGUGCUGAACCUCACAGACAGGGCCACUGGCUGGACUCUGUCGGUUCCCGUUGCGCACAAAGGGCACAGGCACAGACACGCGGUUUACGGUGCAGGGCUUGUGGAGCAGUUCGUGGAUCGCCUGGGGUACGACAAGUUCACCCUGCAGGCUGACCAAGAGAAUGCUAUAGCCUCUGUGGCCCGUGCGGUCCACCGCCGGCUUGGAGCUGCUAGGGUGCGUCUUCGGGACGCCCCUCGCGGGUCACACCAAAGCCAAGGAUCCGUGGAGGGUAGGAACGCACACCUGGCAGGUGAGGUUCGCACUUGGCUUUCGCAGCUGAGAGCGGACUACCCCGCCUUAGAGUGGGACACUUCGUCCAACUUGUUCCCGUGGCUUGUCAGGCACGUGGCCUGGCUGCAGGCUCGUUUCGGGACAAAGUCAACAGACGGGGUGUCAUAUCGGGCAGCCACAGGCACCGACUAUGGUGGAGCACUUUGCUCCUUUGGAGAAACCGUUCUGGCGAAGCUCCCAAGGCCCGGGAACAAAGCGCAAGUGCGCUGGGUCAAAGGGGUCUGGGCCGGCAAGCUGGAGCGUGGUGCUGACCGAGGCUGGCGCACUCAACGUGAGGAGCGUCAGGACUCCCGCCGGAGACCCGACACCAGACGGCAGCCGUCCUCAAAGCGUGCGGCCUGCCUUGGAAUCCCAGAUUUGGAAACGGAGCGGCUAGAACCGCCCGGUGAGCCCUGGCUCUUCAGCGACGGGCCGCGGCCCGACGACGAGCUGGCCAACGCAGAAAUACCGGACUACGAGCCGUCCGAUGUGGAGGCAGGACCUUCCGCAGCAAGCGCGCUGCCGCAACAAGCGGCAAGCCCCGCCCCAGCCGCCAACGACGGCUCAGGAGAAGGGGGGCAGAAGCGCGACUCUGCGGGUUCCUCCGCGAGCGCAGCGGCAGCACAGCAGCCGCCUGCAGCUAAGAGCCGGGUGGAGCCCAAGAAGGCACCGCGGCUAGGAGCGCUCACAGAGCGCGAGGUGUGGCAGCACAUCGCUGCCUUGGCCGACCCACCGCUCACCAACCACAAGGUUGGGCAGGUGACAGACCUGCUAGACCGGCAUUGUGAGCGGCAGUCGAAGUUGCAAGCCGCCUUUUUUCUGAUCACCGAGGCCGUGGAAGUGCGCGCGCAUCUGCGCACCUUUACCCAGGCCGUGGCCCCUAUCCGGCCCUUGCCCCCAAACUCUGCCUGGGCCCGGGUCUGGGAAGCGUUGGAAUGGCGGAAAGGCUACUGCUGGCCUCCAGCCAAACCGGCAAUGGUCAGCGAGCUGAUGUCGGAGAUGAAUGCCCGGCUCAAGAGCCCGACAUCACCGGCCAAGAGCGCUUUCACGCCUGUGCUGCGGUCUGAAGUACCGCGCGGGGCGCAGCUGUUCAGGGCAAAGUGGGUCGACAAGUGCGACAAAGGACGGUACAAGUCAAGGUGUACCUGUGCCGACGUCAAGGCCCGCUACAGCCCAGAACAGGAAGCUGGCUUGGACGUUUUCGUCCCAACGCCAACGCCCGAGAGUCACUCCCUACUUGAGGUAGCAGCGCUACACAACGAGGGGUGGGUCACAAGGUCUCUGGAUAUUGUGGCCGCCUUCCUCAUAGGGAAGGACCGCGGUGCGGCGGAAGGCCGCCCGGUCUACAUGCACGCGCCUGUGGAGUGGCGCGAGCUCUUUGACCAAUGGGUUUUGGAGCAGCCUGCAAAGGACCAGCAGUGGUACCGAGACCACUUCCGGGACUUUGUGUUCCGAGUGGACGGCAACCUUUACGGCCGAAGAACGGCUGGUUCCGUCUACAGGGACGAGCUGGAAGAAGUCCUCACCGGCAAGCUGGCCAAGGACUACGACUUCCAGCGGGGCGUGAAGGACCCGUGCGUGCACCGAGACCGCCGGUCCGGCCUAAUCCUUCUCCACCACAUCGACGACAUCCGUGUCGCAGGCCCCAAGGCCGCAGUGCUGAAGUUCACGGAGGUGGACCUUCCGACGCACUGUGAGAUAACGGUGGGAGAACUGGAAGAGCCGGGCACUGCGGCGGAGGUCCUGGGAAGGACCAAGGUGCGCACAGAGGACUCAAUCCUCACGCUGCCCGACAGCAAGCACGCAGAGAAUGUGUGCGAGCAGCUGGGCAUCGGUCCAAAAGACAAGGGGACCGUGCCUAGCAGACCUCUAGACCUGACCAAGGUCGAGGAGCUCUCUGCGGGUGACGCCGCGAGGUUCCGCAGCGCCCUGGGUAGUGCUAUCUACCUGUCGGCGGACAGGCGAGACAUACAGUUCGCCGUGAAAGAGCUGGCACGAAGGAUGCAGAACCCCAGGGUCUGCGACUGGCUCGCUGCGGAAACCCUCGCGCGAUACCUGCGGGCAACCCCGCGGUUUGGAAGGGUAGUUGUGCUGGACCCCGCGUCCAAGAGCACAGCCCCUCUGAACUUGGAGGUCUACUCCGACUCCGACUGGGCAGGGUGCCCAGAAACGAGAAGGAGCACAGACAACAUAGUUGCCUGUCUCGGGGGGAGCAGUCAUCCAGACAAGCUGCCAGACACAGCCCGGCCUCCCAGCAACCUCCGGCGGAGACGCGGAGAUCCGGGGAGUGUCGCGAGCAGCAAGGGAGGCCGUCUUCCUACGAGAGCUUGCGGAGAAGGACUUUGCCCUAUAGCCUGCGGCGUACCGCGGCUCUGGGCAGACUCCGCAGCCUCGAUCGGAGCCGCCAAGCGCAUAGGACCAGGGUCCAAGCUGAGACACCUGGAAGUCGCGGAAUUCUUUGUCCAAGGCGCGCUCAGAGCCAAACUUCUCGAACUGAGAAAAGUUAAGGGAACCGAAAAUCCGGCAAACUUCGCUACCAAGCACGCGAAGACUGGACCGGAGGUGCGGCAAUCCCUGCCCUCCAUGGGCAUGGUGGACCUCGAUGCGGUCGCAGGCGCCACCGAGGCUCUGGCCCAAAAGGGCACGAUCAAAUCGAUCCAGGCAAGCCCCUGGAAAAUGAGACCGCCGACCAAGCUUGCAAGCUCGGCGCUCAUGGCCACAAUCGUGGCGCUGCAGGUUCGACCUGCCAAGGCCCAAGGGCACGACUUCGCAGAGCUGGUGCUCGGCUUCGCGGCCCUAGUCUCCUGGCUCUGCAGGUGCAGGCGUGACAGGCAGGAGCCGGAGCCCGAGGAAGAGAUCGAGCACCACGCCGAGCGUGCCGAAGAGCCGCCGCGUGCAGCCCAAAGGGCCACGGAGGUCUGGCUAGGGCCAGAAGCGCCGCAAGAGGCGCAAGAGGAAAGGGCCGACCGCGGUCGAUCCCAGUGCGGCGCGCUGCCUCGCUGGCUUCUGGACUUCAGCUGUGGAGUGCCGGAGGAGGUGCAGGAGAUCAUGCGGACGAAAGAUGGCAAGCUGACGCUGUUUGACGUGUCGGGUCCGCCCGUGCGCUUGCUUUGGAUUGGCGCUGUUUCUGGUCUGACUUUUGCGAUCUCGAUUCCUUGGCUCGCACAGCCGUUUACCACAUGUCACAGCCCAACCGUGGCCGUCUAUGCCUGGUGGUUGUGGAUCGCAUUUGUUCCCUAUCUACUCGUGAUGCUCUCCAUAGAGUGGCGCUGCUUUAUGUACCUCGUGGUGCCUUUGAUGCAGUGGGUCAAGACACUCCCUGGCUGGCCGUUGCCCUGCUUCAAGCAGUGGGCCAACUUCACCCUGCCGGCAAACAGGCAACCUGUUCCACCGACGUUGGCGGCGCGCGCAGUGAGCUUUCCCAAUUCGCGACAGUCCCGAAACUCACCUAAAACCCUACACCCGAAACUGUGCUGCAGAUGGACCCUGCGAUUUUCUGAAGUUUAG